AUUGAUUGGUUGUGUCUGCAGAAAUAAUGGCGUCCUCGUUCUGACGUCUUAAUAAGAGUUUUGUUGUUUAGCAAUGAAUUAUGCUAAAAUGUGUUAGCCGGUGGGCCUUUACAGCGAGAUAUCUUCGGAUGUUAUGAUAUUAUCCACAGUUUUUCCUCGAAGUAUUAGAGGUGUCUCGACUCUGUCUGUCAGAAUGAGUGAUCCAGCAGUGAUGAGGGUGGUGAGCACUAUCAUUCGCUCUCCAGAGGACAAAAGGGAGUAUCAAGGACUUGAGUUUACAAAUGGCCUGAAAGCCGUAUUGAUCAGUGACCCCACCACUGACAAAUCAUCAGCCGCACUGGAUGUCCACAUAGGUUCUUUGUCAGAUCCUGAAAACAUUGCAGGACUAGCCCAUUUCUGUGAGCACAUGCUGUUUCUGGGCACAGAAAAAUACCCCAAAGAGAACGAGUACAGCCAGUUUUUGAGCGAGCAUGCAGGCAGCUCCAAUGCCUUCACCAGCGGAGAACACACCAAUUACUACUUUGAUGUAUCCCAUGAGCAUCUGCAAGGGGCAUUGGACAGGUUUUCCCAGUUUUUCCUCUGUCCUCUGUUUGAUGAGAGUUGUAAGGACAGAGAGGUGAAUGCAGUAGACUCGGAACAUGAGAAGAACCUCAUGAAUGAUGCUUGGAGACUGUUUCAGCUGGAGAAAGCCACUGGGAACCCCAAACACCCCUUUAGCAAAUUUGGCACUGGUAAUAAGUUAACACUUGAGACAAGGCCAUCUCAACAGGGCAUUGACAUCCGUGAGGAGCUGCUUAAAUUUCACUCCACCUACUACUCCUCCAACCUGAUGUCACUGUGUGUGCUGGGCAGAGAGACAUUGGACCAGUUGACGUCUAUGGUGGUAAAGCUUUUCAGAGAGGUGGAGAACAAGAGUGUUCCUCUUCCAGAAUUCCCUACACACCCUUUUCAAGAGGAACAUCUGAGGCAUUUUUACAAAGUUGUGCCUAUCAAGGACAUUAGAAACCUGUAUGUGACCUUCCCCAUCCCAGACCUGCAAAAGUACUACAAGUCAAACCCUGGACAUUAUUUGGGCCAUCUGAUCGGACAUGAAGGGCCAGGGAGUCUUCUGUCCGAGCUCAAAGCUAAAGGAUGGGUGAACACACUUGUUGGAGGCCAGAAAGAAGGAGCCAGAGGAUUCAUGUUCUUCAUUAUUAAUGUGGACUUGACAGAAGAGGGACUCUUGCAUGUCGAGGAUAUCAUCUUUCAUAUGUUCCAGUACAUUCAGAAGUUGCGGACAGAGGGUCCUCAGGAGUGGGUCUUUCAGGAGUGCAAAGAUUUGAAUAAAGUGGCUUUCAGAUUUAAAGAUAAGGAACGUCCACGUGGAUACACAUCUAAAGUGGCUGGACUACUGCAUGAUUAUCCACUGGAGGAGGUACUAGCUGCAGAAUACUUGCUGGAAGAAUUCAGGCCAGAUCUCAUAGAGAUGGUGCUUGAUAAACUGAGACCAGAGAAUGUCCGGGUUGCUGUUGUCUCCAAAUCGUUUGAUGGACAGACGGACAGGACUGAAGAGUGGUACGGCACACAGUACAAGCAGGAAGCCAUUUCUGAUGAGGUCAUUAAGAAAUGGCAAAAUGCAGACCUAAAUGGAAAGUUCAAGCUGCCAAUGAAGAAUGAAUUCAUCCCAACCAACUUUGAAAUAUACCCCCUAGAGAAGGAUUCCCCUUCUGCCCCCACUUUAAUCAAGGAUACAGCAAUGAGUAAAAUUUGGUUCAAACAGGACGACAAGUUUUUCCUGCCAAAGGCUUGUUUAAACUUUGAGUUCUUCAGUCGCUACCUAUAUGCAGACCCGCUGCACUGCAACAUGACUUACCUGUUUCUCAAGUUGUUGAAGGAUGAUUUGAGAGAGUAUACAUAUGCAGCCAGCCUGGCAGGGUUGGUCUAUGACAUAGACUUUGGAAUGAACGCCCUCCUUCUGUCAGUGAAGGGUUAUAACGACAAGCAACACAUCUUGCUGAAGAAGAUCAUUGAGAAGAUGGCCAUGUUUGAGAUUGACGAGAAGCGCUUUGAUAUAAUUAAAGAAGCGUAUAUGAGGUCUCUGAAUAACUUCCGUGCUGAGCAGCCCCACCAGCAUGCUAUGUAUUACCUGCGGCUGCUCAUGACUGAGGUAGCCUGGACCAAAGACGAACUCCGAGAUGCUCUAGAUGAUGUCACGUUGCCUCGUCUCAAGGCGUUCAUACCGCAACUGCUGUCACGGUUGCAUAUCGAAGCUCUGCUGCAUGGUAACAUCACCAAACAGUCCGCUCUGGGCAUGAUGCAGAUGUUGGAGGACACACUCAUUGAGCAUGCUUGUACUAAGCCCCUCCUACCGAGUCAGCUGAUUCGAUACAGAGAAGUACAGGUUCCUGAUGGUGGUUGGUAUGUUUACCAGCAGAGGAACGAGGUUCAUAAUAACUGUGGAAUUGAGAUUUACUACCAGACGGACAUUCAGAAUACUCAUGAGAACAUGCUGCUGGAGCUUUUCUGUCAGAUCAUCUCUGAGCCCUGCUUCAACACGCUACGCACCAAAGAACAGCUAGGUUACAUAGUGUUCAGUGGUCCCCGCAAGGCCAAUGGAGUGCAGGGUCUACGUUUCAUCAUACAGUCUGAGAAAGCCCCGCACUACCUGGAGUCCCGCGUGGAGGCAUUUCUCAAGACUAUGGAGAAGAGUGUGGAGGAGAUGGGAGAGGAAGCUUUUCAAAAACACAUUCAGGCACUGGCCAUCCGCCGCCUGGACAAACCCAAGAAACUGGCAGCGGAGUGUGCCAAGUACUGGGGAGAGAUCAUCUCCCAACAGUACAACUUUGACAGGGAUAAUAUCGAGGUGGCUUACCUGAAGACACUGACGAAGGAGAACAUUAUGACGUUUUACCGGGACCUGUUGGCCAUCGAUGCUCCCAGAAGACAUAAGAUGUCAGUGCAUGUGUUGUCCAGAGAGAUGGAGUCCUGUCCUCUGGUGGGGGAGUUUCCUGCUCAAAAUGAUGUCAAUCUGCCUCCUGCCCCCUCACUUCCUCAGCCGGUGUUGGUAGAGAAUAUGACUAAUUUCAAAAGGAGUUUACCGCUGUUCCCUCUCGCCAAACCUCAUAUCAACUUCAUGGCUGCCAAGCUGUGAUCAGCAUCAUGAGGUUACCAGGGAGGCCCAAAUCUGGAGCCAGUAGCACGGUUAUCUCUCUCUGUGUGUGUGUGUGUGUGUGUGUGUGUGUGUGUGUGUGUGUGUGUGUGUGUGUGUGUGUGUGUGUGUGUGUGUGUGUGUGUGUGUGUGUGUGUGUGUGUGUGUGUGUGUGUGUGUGUGUGUGUGUGUGUGUGUGCGCAAGCAGGCAGGGCAAUGAUAGUGCCGCUUGCAACAUUUUAGUUGUGCUCCGUGUCGUACAUCCAGAUAUCACACAGUCACCUGAAAUCUCAUAGAUAACAGGAACAUACAAUGUGAGGACUUUUUUUAGUGGAGGGGUAAAAAAAAUCGUGUUGCUUCUGUCAGGAAAUUUGUUUCCCUAUAUAAUACAGGACAUACUUGCUGGCCAUGAAGACACGCCUACAUUCUGAUUCUUCAGUUCCUAAUAAGUUUAAUAUUUAAUUUCAUAAAGCUGUUUCAUUUACUGCUGCUGAGCUAAACCAUCAGUAGCUGGUGCAGUAUAUCAAGUGAUGUUGUCUCCUGAAAAAAUUCUGGCCUUAAAAAGAUUUUAAUCAGUGAUCGGGUUUUCUGACACCUUUUUAUAGAAAAGUUUAAUUUAAAGGUGUUGCUUUUGAAGAGAUGUUUUUAGGCUGUUAUUUUCAGUGCAUGUUGGCAGAGUUUUAUCUUAAGGAUAGUGUUGUAAAUGUAUCUGUGCAAGGUUGAAAGAAUAUCAUAAUAAACCAUUUUUAAUAUCAUUUUAAUUUGUUUAUUUAUUAAGUUACUUUGUUUUUUCUUUUAGACUCCAAAAGAUGAUCUCUAAAACCCUGUUAUUAUUUGACCCAAACUCAAUGUCAUAAUCAAAAAAGAUAUUAAAUUAAUUAAACACGGAUUUGUGUAAAUCGUAUGUAAAACCCUUCUUGCAUUAUUUGUUGCAUGAAGGCAUGAAUGGCAGAAUAGUUGUAUUAAUGUUUUCCAGAAAUGAAUGCAUUGAAUGCUGCAAUUUAUAAGAGUAGUUUGACAAAACAUUUCGCUAAAUGCGUUGAUUUUGUGACCAUAUACGUAAAAUGGUUUUUCGGAAAUUAAUGUAUUGAGUGCAUCAAUUCAUGCACAAGUAGUUUUACGAACAAUUUAGGUAAAUUGCUGUGUUGAAUGUGACUGUUGUGGUAAGAAUGGUUUACGCACAUUCAUUCAGCUGUCGUUUCAUAAGGCCCAGUAUCUUUUUGGAGAUAUUUAAUAUGUGCUAAUUCGAUCCGACUUGCACUUGAAUACCAAUUUCCACUUUUACAAAAUGUCCAGAAAUUUGUAAAGAGAAAUCGACUUAUAGACUCAAGCUGGUACCUGACUCUGUCUAUAUCACAGUCUUGGGGCUGCACACUCGUGUUUGAAAUCCCCUUUAAAUUGUUGUUGUUAUUAUUAUUAUUAUUAACAGAUGUCUUGACUCCUCACAAGCAAUUAUGUCAUUUACAGGGCAUUUGACUAGUGUAUGAAACUUUACUGGGCAUUUUUCUGGACUAUCUUUGGGCUUGGGCUUGGAAAAACAGAUUAGUCUGUGCUCUGAAUACCUUCAUGUAAAGUAUCUGCUCUUGCUGAAGGCUUUAAUUUACCUGCACUAAAACAGGAACAUCGUGAUCGUGUGUAGUAGUUUAGUCUUGUAGUCCAUUCUUGUCUUCAUCUCUCAGGUCUCCGAAACUUUCAACAAUUCUUGAGUUUCUACUGCUAAGAUAAGAAUUAUUCUGGACUUACUCAGGCGUAUCAAAGUGUAACAACUAUAAUGCUGCAUUUUAUUUUUGGACAAAAACAUGACCCUGCCCAUAAAAACUGUAGAUAAACUUUAGACAACAGCCUCUUAAACAAGCUUGCUCUAUAACUACUGGAUUUACUCCGCCAUCACAAUGCAUUAAUUGUGUUUUGUUUUUAAAAUAAAAGGAGUGGUUCACCACAAAAUUAGGUUGUCAUCAUUUACUUACCCUUAUAUCAUUCCAAACUCCUUACUUUUUUUUUCAUGGAACAGAAGAAAUAUAGCAGAAUCUCCUGUGUGGUCUUAUCUGUAUGGCAACACCAAAGUACCAUAACAGUCAUCCAGAUGACUCUGUGUGAUUUGUGUUAGUUAUUUGUUUUCCGAAAAUCUCUGUUGCUUUAAAAUCUUAACGCAAUUCAAAUCUGGCCUGUCAAAAAACAAAACUCAUUGCUUGUCUCAUCAUUGAUAUAAAACGGAAACGAGACUUUCAGCGCUUAAUGACGACUGAAAUGUUUAACUUUUAACAAAAAGCUGUCCUUUGGCUUCAGAAGACUUGAAAUAUACCACAGAAGUCGUAUAGACUACUUUAUGCUUUAUAAGGCUAAUUAUUUGGAGCUUGAGAGCUCGUGGUCACUUUGCUUCCAUUGAAUGAAAAAGAGCAACUUGGAUAUUCUGCUGAACAUUAUUUUUUGGUAUGAAAUGAGUAACUGAUGAUAGAAUUAUUUUUAUUUAUUUUGGGGUGGUAUAAACCAUUCAUUUUAAAACCCAAAAAUCAUUUGUGGAGCAUUCAUGAACCCUUAAUCCCAUUAACUGUUCUAGAAUCUGCUCCGUUAAGUGACUAUGAAACAUGCUUGUGACCUUAAGUCACUUGUUGCUUGCUCAUUCUGUGGUGAACAUGUGAUAGACUGGACAUUAAUGUAAAGAAAUCUAGAGGACCAGUAAUCCAGGAUUUUGGAUAAAAAUAGUUUUAAAUAAAACUUUAAUGAGCUGAAGUCGUGAAGAAAAACGUCAGUUUAAAUCUCUUUUGCUGAGUUGCAUUCAGUUUAAGUGGUUUUAAAGUGCAGGAAACUUGGGAAUGGUACUUUUGCACAGGUGUUGGGUGUAUUUCUGGGAGUUUGUUUUAUUUUAAUUAAACCAUUGUAUGAAAUCGUUUGUGUUGUCUGUUGUUUUUCUUCUAAGAUUUGCACUCAAUUAAUUUUGGGGGAAAUCUUGGACCUGUUAAACAUUACAAAAGCAUUUAAAUAAGUGUUCUGAAUUGAAUACAACUUUAACACUAAUUACAUCAUCUGUGACAUGCAGACCAUUGCCACAGGGGCAAAAGUAACAGUCAUUAUCUGUGUUAAGUACUGCAGUGCAUCUCCUCCUAAUGGACUUCACCAGAUUUGCCAGUUCUUGCUGGGU
Messenger RNA from Xyrauchen texanus (razorback sucker), 6266 nucleotides. RefSeq names its product insulin-degrading enzyme-like. The record is from RefSeq and is a predicted model, not a curated record. Gene Ontology annotation, biological process: peptide catabolic process. The transcript has 25 exons. Bases 134 to 3130 code for a protein of 998 amino acids. Lineage: Eukaryota; Metazoa; Chordata; Actinopteri; Cypriniformes; Catostomidae. Gene Ontology annotation, cellular component: cytosol; mitochondrion; peroxisomal matrix. Gene Ontology annotation, molecular function: metalloendopeptidase activity; metal ion binding.